Messenger RNA from Ictalurus furcatus (blue catfish), 7190 nucleotides. RefSeq names its product interleukin 11 receptor, alpha (gene il11ra). Gene Ontology annotation, biological process: cytokine-mediated signaling pathway. Lineage: Eukaryota; Metazoa; Chordata; Actinopteri; Siluriformes; Ictaluridae. The transcript has 12 exons. Gene Ontology annotation, cellular component: external side of plasma membrane. The record is from RefSeq and is a predicted model, not a curated record. Gene Ontology annotation, molecular function: cytokine receptor activity; protein binding. The coding region runs from base 157 to 1359 and encodes 400 amino acids.
ACUGACAACGCCGUCUUCCAAUAGGACCGAACGAGGGAAAAGUCGUACCCCGUAGCGUAAACUCGUCCUGUUAAGAAGGUUUAAAUACUUAAAGCAGCUACAGCAAUGGAGAGGAACCGUGUCAAAAUGCCUGUCUGACAUUAAAAGACAUAUAAGAUGCCCGGCUUAGUGUCAUGCCCCGGUGGUCUAAUAGUGAUUGGGAUACUCGUUCUAUCCUGCGUCCACGUCAACUCUGAGAUCUUGAGCAAUGAAGUUUCAGAUGUACAGUUUGGCACUCUGGGCUCCACCGUGACGCUGACCUGCAGAGGCUCUCACCAAGGGUCUGCGGUGGUAUGGACACACAAUGGGAGCUUAGUGCGGACGAGGCAGACUCACCCCGGCUGGGACGGCUCUCUGACGCUCACCAACACCACACGCAGCAUGGAGGGUAACUACAGCUGCCACGAGCCGAGAGGAGGAGCCCUACUGCAGAGCAUCACACUGCGUCUGGGCUAUGCCCCUGAAUAUCUGAGUGUUUCCUGUAAACUGCCAAGUCACUUCAAAAUGCUGUGCACGUGGACACAAAGAGUUAGGACACACUUACCCACCAAGUACAUCUCCUCAUACAGUGUGGAUAACAGCAGGCCGGAGCCCUGUGAACAAGAGCUGAUGGAUGUGAACGAGUGCACCAUCAGCAACCCUGUGUUCUGGGGCAGCAAACACCUAGUGAACAUCACGGAAGUGAAUCCACUCGGCUCCAAAUCCACCAUCGCUUAUGUGGACGUCAACAAAAAUUUAAAGCCUGAUGCUCCUGAGGAUCUGAUCUGCAAGCAAGUGGAUACCGAGCCCACGCAGCUGGUUGUACAGUGGAAACCGCCCGCCUCGUGGCCCUCAGAUGUGUCCAACGCCUUUCCGCUGAAGUUCGAGCUGCAGUACAGACCUGUCGGCUCCAGAUUCUGGUCCAAGGUGGAGACAGAGGACACGAGUAUGGUGAUCAUGGACGCCCUGAUGGGUCACUUGCACCACAUCAGAGUACGAGCCCAGGACGCUUUUAUUAACCACAGCCAGUGGAGUGAGUGGAGUCAGGUGGUGCAGGCCCAGCCCUGGAGUGACCUUUCCACGAUACCGGAAACCACCACAGAUUUUUUCGAGCCAAUCUUCCCUUCCACAUUUCCAGUGAAGGCAACAGAGAAGUCUCUAGAUCCAUCGUUUGAUGAAAAUGGACGUCAGGUCUUGAUCGCCCUUGGCCUACUGGCAGCAGUAAUGGUGGUGGUGGUGUUUACGAUCACAGUCCUACUAUGUGUGAGGAACAGGAGGCGGGGCAACAUGACAAAACAGGAACUUACCUCAAUGGUGAAGAUGAAGUCCUUGCUAAUCUAAAGUUUUCAGGUUGGCCUCGUCUUUUUCAGCCCUCAUAGGGCUUCAUCAUAGGGAGUCACGGCCACUGCCACUGCAGCGCUGAUAGACACACUACAAUACCCACAGUUUCACUUUCUUCCUGUCGCUGCUUGGGGAAUUGGCUCCUUUCAGUGGAGUUCUGAGUCCCAUAAACUGUGAACCCUUCCAAUGUAGCACAACAGAAAACAGAUACUGGCUUUCAUUGUUUGACGUGCAAAGCAAAUUUUGCCAGCUUUGGACCAUGAACACCAGCACAUUUUAAACUCGGUGUGCCAGCACUUAUCCAUCGCUUCAGCUUUUCCAUGCAGACUCGUGCCAUUUGGCUGCAGUGACACUUGGAACGCUGUGAAGAAAGAGGAAAAAAAUAAAACAGGCAUGGCUGUUAACCAGUCAUGGGCCAUGUUUUGGGCAUUAAGAAUAAAGUUGGCAUUCUCUACAUUUCAAUGCAAGGGACAGAGCUCCCGAACCUGAACCUAGCUGCUACAUGCGGACAAGAGACGUUUUGCAGCCCGAGGAAAGCUGAGCAUUUCGAGGAGUUUGUAUCCUGUUCACAUUGAGAUGAAGAUUUCCGCGCCACAUAAUUUCUUCAGCCUUUUAAAGUCUCAUCAUUUAAAAACAAGGUCGAAGCAUCUGCAAAUAAUCUCGGGCUUGAUUUGAACCCAAAGUUGCCUUUGAAAUAUACUGACUUCAGCAGUAAAAAAAAAAAAUAAAUAUAUAUAUAUAUAUAUAUAUAUAUAUAUAUAUAUAUAUCUUUUAGUGUUGUAGGCAGGGCCAAUAAUAACCAUCCUCUAGACCUCUACGACAGUAAGUUGGCAUCCUACGGACCACACAAAAAUAUUGGGCUCCGAAUCGAUGUGGUUAAUUGCUUUUACUUACCUCAAUUAGAAAUGCUUUGGGAAACGUGAAAAAUGAAUUUUCACUGAGCGUUGAAACAGAAAGUGAACAAAACUACUUGGCCUUGUAUUAACACACCCACUCAGGACAUUACCACAGCCAGAGCAGAGCUAGCAUCGAGCUUCUAGUGAGUGGACUGCACUGCACUGUACAUUUCAGUGUGUUCACUCUAUUAUUCAUUUCACUAUUAACCAUGGCAAUCUAUUAAGCUGGACAUCUGCUGGUGGUUUGUAUGGACACUGAUUAGCAUUUAAUGUGCAUAAACGUAAGGCAGCAGAAUCAAUUGCAGUGUAUCUUUGCUACCCUGUGUUCAUACUAACGAGUAACGAAGCAACAAGUGACAUGACAUGGAGCCAUGAUUCCAGCCUCGGUGUGUAGUCAUUUAAAUUUAGAUUCAAAUCUAGUUAAUGCAAAUUAGUUCUGAUAUGGUAAACUGACUGAAUCCAAACGGCCGGUGCCAGUAUGUUCAAUGGAGCAGUUCUCUGGCUUUGGGUGUGCGUGUGCGUGCCCUCCUCACAAAUUCACUUUCUAUGUGCAUUGACAUUUGAUUUAAGAGGAUUUAGUGCAAAAAUGUUUUUUUUUUAAAAAAAAACCUCUACCAUAACAGGAGUCAGUCCUUCCAGGAUUUUACAAUUACAGAAAUGAAUGCAAAAUCUAGGAGCCUCUAUGAUAUUCGGAGGAGCUUGCAAUUUUUAAAAUUAGCAUAGAUUUUCCGCAGAUUUGGGCCAUCAGGACGUGCAUUCAGCCAAAUCCCUCUUCAAACAUGAGAACAGCACAAAGGUCUCGUUUUCCAACAAACAUCACUACACACGACCGUGCAAAACAUCCAUCCAUCCAUCUUCUAUACCGCUUAUCCGUUUCAGGGUCACGGGGAACCUGGAGCCUAUCCCAGGGAGCAUCGGGCACAAGGCGGGGUACAACCUGGACAGGGUGCCAAUCCAUCGCAGGGCACAAUCACAUACACAUUCACACACCCAUUCAUACACUACGGACACUUUGGACAUGCCAAUCAGCCUACCAUGCAUGUCUUUGGACUGGGGGUGGAAACCGGAGUACCCGGAGGAAACCCCCACAGCACGGGGAGAACAUGCAAACUCCGCCAUGCAAAACAAUUCUGUGCAAUCGCAAGUUUGCCAAUUCAUGUGGUUUUCCCCACACAAAAAAAAACAAACAUAUGAGUAGCCUGGGUAGCUGGGAUAAACAGAAUUUGUGUCAGUUUUUUUUAUUUUAUUUCUAGUUGCCUGGUGGAUGAGUAGUUUCAGUAACCAGAGAAAGAAAACCCCAUGUCCAUUUUCAUUUGGUAUGAACGCUUCAGAAUCCCAAUGCCUGCUGCGCUACACUCACCGGCCGAGGCGCGAUCUGGUGGUGUUUACUAGAUGGCUUAAUUAGUGCAAACGGAUGACGGGCAGUCUUUUGAGAACCGGGAACAUGCAGCUAUGUGAAAACGCUGACGAGACCGAGCUAAAAAAAAAAAACGUCAACACAACCCAUACAUUAUGUAACAUCUUGCAAUUAACCACAUCAAUCACAAUUAACCACAUGAGCUGUCAGUGUGAGUGCACACUCGGUCUAUUAAUCCAAUAUCAGAAACACGGUUAAAUAUCCAUCACACAUUUAGUCCAUUAGUUCAGUGUAAAAUUCUGUGAGGAUGCUUUCCAGUUUCCAUUAACUAACACACACACACACACACGUCUACUACUUUGGCCUGAAUCCUUUGUUAGCCUUAACAUGGGUGCACUGGCUUUAUUUGCACGGGAUGACAAAACUUUCACAGCCGUUCCUGACUGGUUCUUUCCCUGCCAAGCCUUGUAUUGAAAUCUACUUUCAAGCUGAUGCAUAUUCCUGAUAUUGAUAUUAAAGCUUAUCUCUACAGUUUUAUUAAUAUAGAUUUAUGUUAGGGUAUAUUAUUAUGCAAAAAUCUCUAUCAAAUAUAUGUUUUUUUGGUUUGUUUUUUUUACCGUUCCCAGUGUCAUAAAGCUUAAACAGUGCAUGCGUGCUUUCUGUGUUGCUCCUUUUAUGUGUAUCCUUAACAAGCACAAACACACUUAUAGUUUCCUCUGUACAGAUUCAAUAUUUUGAUGUAUCAAAUGAAAUAUUUUCUAUGUAAAGUGUGUUUUAUUUCCUAUCAGGACUCUAGGCAUUGUAUUUAACACCCCCCAGUGUAAGGUUUUAGAAGUGACGCGCGUGCCGUGUCCUGGUUGGUUUGGAAUGCACUCUAGUGAACUGUGUUGGCAUUGUUGCUGGACAUUUCUGUGGAAAGUUGUAAACACCAUGAUGCAGAGACAACACUGGAUAUGUCUAGGGCAGAGGUGGCUCAGUAGUUAGUUAUUGAUGGGAAAGUCGCGAGUUUCAGUUCCUGAGGUUUUUAGGAAUACUCUAAUUCUCCGUGACACUCUUCUGUUCUUCGUCCCAUGACCUGGGAAGUGAUCAGAGGGACAGAUCUCAUCAGCUCUGAGGAUAGAGUAGACUCUCACAAUGAGAAUACACUCACUCAUUUCUGUCUCAGUUGUAAUUUGCUUUGGAUAAAAGCCUCAGGGAAAUGAGCAAAUGUAAAUACGUGGGUGCUUUCUAUGGUUAAGCUUGUGCUAUGGAUUCUCUAGUGCUGUAAAAAGACUGACAUGCAAAAAGGUUAUAUAUAUAUAUAUAUAUAUAUAUAUAUAUAUAUAUAUAUAUAUAUAUAUAUGUAUGUAUAAAAACAACUAUGGAUGUGCUGUUCUAGGAAAAUAAAGUUGAUUAUUUUCCCAUAACAGCAUGGCGCAAAGUAUUUAUUCUUCUUAUAACAGGAUUUUUUCUUUUUAAAAAAAAGAAAAUGACGCCUACAUUUUAGCGAUUUGUAGUUAAAUUUAACGUUGAACGUCCAUCAAAGAAUCUGUUUUCUUAUAUAUAUAUAUAUAUAUAUAUAUAUAUAUAUAUCUCUUUUCCCUCUCUUGAAGUUAAUAAGAUAAGAACAACGCAGCUUGUCAUGUUACCAAAUAACUAAAGCUUAAUUCACUGUCCAAAUGAAAGGUGUCUCCUUCACCACAUAACCAAUUAUCAUUUUUUUUUGGUUCAAUAAUGCUUUUUUUUAUCCGUUUAUUAUAGGUUUAGAUUAUGUGUUGCAUCCAACAUACAAGUCCUUAAAGAAACAUCAUAUUCGAGCGAGUGUGUUAACAUAAACCUGAGAUUUGAAUUCCAGUCAGCACUACUGUCAGAGAUGUAAUUACAGAAAAUUAACAAAUACUCUUUCCUCGCAUGUCCCAGCUUGUUUACAAGCCAGCCUCAGAGCACAUGAUCUAGCAGUUCUGGGAUGUGAACUCGCAUUAUUCUGAUCCGUAACUGCUGAGCCACCACUUCCUGUGAGGUAGAAAGAGAAGUUGUUGAGUGGGAUGAAUGAGAGGGUUGUUGGAUAUGUUAAAACCUCAACAACGGUGAUACACGUGUGUCAUAACGUUCUGACUGGAGUUCAUUCGGCGUGUACCGGCACCUCGUUGUCUGCAGUCAGACGUGCUAGGCUUUAAAUUCACACUUCAUAAGCCAUCAUCCAGGAUGGCUUGUGUAGCAAAACAUCUGAUCAAGAAGAGAGCGAGAGUGAAGCAUGGAAAGGAAACAAGGACGUGCUCGUGCUUCGGAUAAAAGCAUCUGCCAAAAUUCAUGCAUGCAAAAUCUAGCGUGAUAUGAUAGUACAUCUCAAAACGAUGGCGAGGAGCCACUUUUAACCUUCAUCACUGCUCAGUGCUGUGGAAUACUCAGAAGUAAACUUUAUGCCUUGUUUAAACCUCAUUACUGUACAUAUUAUUUGUACCUCUACUUACAGGAAUGUGGAGGGAAUUCCUUUGUGUAUGUGUGUGUGUGUGUGUGUCAGAGGCGUAGUGAAGGAAUUCAUUUCUAGGGGAUGAAGAAAUAUUCUGAAGAAAAUCACUGCGUUAUAGGUGUGAUUAUAUUUUGGGUGGAUGUCAGACAGUAGUAGAAGCAAAGCUUUUCUUCGCAUAUCCCAGCAUGUCAGGAAGCUGGGGUCAGAACGCAGGGUCAGCCAUGAUACAGCACCCCUGGAGCGGAGAGGGUUAAGGGCCUUGCUCAAGGGCCCAACAGUGGCAGCUUGGCAGUGCUGGGGCUUGAACCCCCGACCUUCCGAUCAGUAACCCAGAGCCUUAACCGCCAAGCCACCACUGCCCCACUAUAAUGUUAAUAAGAUAUAGGAAAUAAAAUACUUUAAUGAAUGCACCACUCAAAAUUAUUUAAAUAGCAUGCUAGAGAAUGGAAUAUUAUAAUAAUAAUAAUAAUAAUAAUAAUAAUAAUAUCAUCUUACCUUCUAACAUCUUACCUAAAAACCGUCUGUAGUAAACUUCAAGAUCAUAUAUAUAUAUAUAUAUAUAUAUAUAUAUAUGACUCCUAGAUAUGACUCUGGUGUGCAUUCAUUCUACAACAAAGUGCAAAAAAACCACGUCAUGCUUCUGCACACACACACACGGCUGUUUCUCUGGAACAACAAGAAUGCGACUUAUCUCAUUUUCCAAAUGCGGAUCAGGACAAUGAAACUGCAUGCCUGUUUUUACUUGAUUUGAAGCGUGACUUUAGAGCUCCUUUUGGCGUCUCAUGCUGUUUAUGUAGGGUAGGUGGCGCUGUGCCAAUCUAAAACUAAACAAACAAAAAAAAUUAAGAUUGAUGUGAAACAGCAUUUGAUUAUGACGACGUUGUGUCAAAUUCAUUCAGUUCGCAUUCGACAGAAAGUAUCUUUAGUGUCGUCAGCGUUAAUGUUUUGUCUUGAAUGGUUUCGUUUUGUGUAAUGGCCUGAUAUAAUAUGAUUUGUGUGAUGAUUAACUCUUUAAAAACAAAGAUCAUGAGAAAUGUAUGUAUAGUAUAUUCUGCUUUUGUGUACAAUAUAAGCUGGUUUAUUACUCUUCUGGUCAUAUUCUUGUGAAAUAAAAAGUUAUUUUAUCACA